UCGUUGACUUACUUUUACAGUUGUCAGUUCACUAAUGGCGUGUCUUCCGGCGACUCAUAAUAAAACGUCAAAAUGGCAAAGAAAAAAGGAGACGAAAAAGUAAACCAAACCCCUCAUAGUGAUAAUGAAGAGCAAAAUUUUGACGAGGAGCCAAAUUUUGAUGACCCGGAAGGUUUCGUCGAUGAUAUCUCUGAUGAAGAGUUGUUAGCGGACCUCUUAGAGCAGAAGCCUAAGGAGUCCGACGGCUACGAGAAUGUAGUCGUGGUGGACGGGUGCCCGCAGGUCGGCCCGGAGCGUUUGGAGAAGCUGCAAAGUGUUAUUAAUAAAAUAUUUAGCAAGUUUGGGACAAUUGUGAAUGAGUAUUAUCCGACAACUGAGACCGGAGUUACGACGGGAUACAUUUUCCUCGAAUAUAGUAACCCGCAAAACGCGGCGGAGGCCGUGCAAGCCACAAAUAAUUGUAAAUUAGAUAAGCAGCACACAUUUUUAGUAAACCUUUUUACAGAUUUUAAAAAAUAUGAAGAAAUACCUAAAGAAUGGGAGCCCCCUGCGCCACAGCCUUUCAAGGUGCAGUCAGAUCUGCAGUGGUAUCUCAUGGACCCCGACGCCUACGACCAGUUCCUGGUGGGCAUCGGCACGGGCGUGGCCCUGCAGGUGUGGCAGAACGCCUUGCCUGAACCCACCUUGCUGCAGGAGAGGCCUAACUGGACGGAGACGUACGCCGUGUGGUCGCCGCUGGGCACGUACCUGGCCACGUUCCACUGGCGCGGCGUGGCGCUGUGGGCCGGGCCCAAGUUCACGCAGUUCCAGAAGUUCUACCACCCCGAGGCGCGCUUCAUCUCCUUCUCGCCCUGCGAGAACUACAUCGUCACCUUCUCGCCCACCGGCGACCGCGGCGACGACAAGAAGCUCAUCAUCUGGGAUAUCAGGACGGGGCAGGAGAAGCGCAGCUUCCCGCCGCCCGACGAGUACGUGACGUGGCCCAUCUUCCGCUGGAGCAAGGACGACCGCUUCUUCGCGCGGCUCGGCGCCGACGUGCUGUCCGUGUACGAGACGCCCGGCUUCGGGCUGCUGGACAAGAAGUCCAUCCGCAUCCCGGGCAUCCGCGACUUCUGCUGGUCGCCCACGGACAACGUGCUGGCGUACUGGGUGGCCGAGGAGAAGGACGUGCCGGCGCGCGUCACGCUGCUGGAGCUGCCCAACCGCGCCGAGAUCCGCUCCAAGAACCUGUUCUCCGUGGCCGACUGCAAGAUCCACUGGCAGAAGAGCGGCGACCACCUGUGCGUCAAGGUCGACCGCUACUCCAAGCUCAAGAAGGACAAGAACGAGCUCAAGUACUCGGGCAUGUACUACAACUUCGAGAUCUUCCACAUGCGCGAGAAGGAGAUCCCCGUAGACAGCGUGGAGAUCAAGGAGCCGAUCCAGGCGUUCGCGUGGGAGCCGGUGGGCAGCAAGUUCGCCAUCAUCCACGGGGACCAGGCCAACAUGCAGGUGUCGUUCUACCAAGUGAACACGGGGCAGGCGCCCACGCCGCUCAAGAAGCUGGCGGGCUCCUUCAACCACGUGUUCUGGUCGCCGCAGGGCCAGUUCGUGGUGCUGGCCAACUUCGGGCUCACGGGCGGCGCGCUCGAGUUCCUCGACACCAACGACUUCACCAUCAUGAACGUGGCCGACCACUACCAGAUGUCGGGCAUCGAGUGGGACCCGACGGGGCGCUACGUGGUGACCGGCGUGUCCUCGCUCAAGUGCAAGAUGGACUGCGGCUACUACAUCUGGUCCUUCCAGGGCAAGAUCCUGCGCAGGGUGAUGAAGGAAGGGUUCGCGCAGUUCCACUGGCGGCCGCGGCCGCCGACGCUGCUGUCGGAGAAGCAGCAGAAGGACAUCAAGAAGAACCUGAAGAAGUACUACCCGCAGUUCGAGUCGAAGGACCGCAUGCGCAGCACGAAGGCCAGCAAGGAGCUGGUGGCGAAGCGCACGGAGCAGAUGAAGAAGUACCGCGAGUACCGGCAGGCGCGCGCCGCCGACUGGGCCGCGCAGAAGAGCCGGCGCCUGGCGCUGCGCGACUACGUGGACACGGACGCGCCGCCCGCCGGCCAGGCGCCCGACAGCGCCGCCGGCAACGCCGUCGAGGAGCUCGUCGAGUUCUUCGUCAAGGAGGAGACCACCGUCAUCGACUAGCCGGCCCCUUCUAGCGCAAUAAACGCCCACACGCGC
Messenger RNA from Colias croceus (clouded yellow), 2214 nucleotides. RefSeq names its product eukaryotic translation initiation factor 3 subunit B (gene eIF3b). Gene Ontology annotation, molecular function: translation initiation factor binding; RNA binding; translation initiation factor activity. NCBI's taxonomy places the organism in Eukaryota, Metazoa, Arthropoda, Insecta, Lepidoptera, Pieridae. The coding region runs from base 73 to 2178 and encodes 701 amino acids. The transcript is spliced from 7 exons. The record is from RefSeq and is a predicted model, not a curated record. Gene Ontology annotation, cellular component: eukaryotic translation initiation factor 3 complex. Gene Ontology annotation, biological process: translational initiation.